AAUAAAGAACGUGCGCGCACCAAACAGCUACCCGAAAUCAGAGCGAUGGAGAAUCCCGAUGAAGACUUCAAUAUACAUGAUCACUGCACUGAGGUGUCAGAGGCUGAAUAUAUAUCGAAUCCGAGUGCAUAUCGGUUUGUGUGCUGGAAUUUGAAUGAACGCGGCGCUGUCGGUGAAACUGUCUUGCAUCUCUGUCUGCUGAACGCCUCCUCGCUGCAUGCCGAUCUCGCCAAGCGCCUGCUCAAAUGGUAUCCCAAACUCAUACUUGAUGUGUAUAUGUGCGACGAAUACUAUGGCGAGAGCGUUUUGCACAUCGCAAUCGUCAACGAGGAUCCAGCGAUGGUGAAAUAUCUGCUCGAUGCUGGCGCUGAUGUGCAAGAGCGCUGCUGCGGCGCCUUUAUGUCCGCGGAGGAUCAGAAAGCCUCACGUUACGAUUCACCUGAUCACGAGUAUGUCGGCGUGCAGCCGAUAACCAACUAUGAUGGCUACGUCUAUUGGGGCGAAUACCCGAUGAGCUUUGCCGCUUGUCUGUCGCAAGAGGACUGCUUUCGCUUGGUGCUGGCACGCGGCGCGGAUCCAGAUCUGCAGGAUACCAAUGGAAAUACUUCACUGCAUAUGUUGGUGAUCUAUGAGAAGAUCGAAAUGUUCGAUGUCUCCUACGAAGUGGGUACCAAUAUUCAUCUAAGAAAUAUGCAAAAUCUCACAGCGUUGACAUUGGCGGCGAAAUUGGGACGCGUUGAGAUGUUCUUUCACAUUUUGAGCAUAGAACGUGAGAUCUACUGGCAGUUGGGUAGCAUCACUUGCGCGGCGUAUCCGCUGUCCAUGAUCGACACGAUCGAUGUGGAGACGGGGAAUAUAAACAAGGACUCAGUGUUGAAUUUUGUGGUGUUUGGCGACAAACUGGAACACUUAGAGCUGCUGGAUGGCGUGGUGAUCGAUUUGUUGAAAACCAAAUGGGAAUCCUUUGUCAAGUCGCGUUUCUACAAACAAUUCUAUAUGUUCUCUUUUUACUUUCUCUUCUCGUUAAUCAGUUUCAUAUUACGUCCAGGGCCGUCCGAAAAAAGCGAUGAGGCUGGCGAUGAAGCCGAAGAAGUGUCAGUAAUGCAUGCCGGAAAUGAAACGGCACCGUAUCAUGGCGGCAACAAAUGGUUAAAGCGACUGAUAAAGCGCGCGAUUGACAAGAUGGAGUAUAAAACUUUUUGGCUGAACUUCACCGACUACUUUGACGAUAACGACGUAGAGCUGGGUCCGUCUUGGUGGGCCAGUUAUGCUGAGUGUCCGCUAAUGAACAUGGAAUCCGACCUGGCUAAGUUACGCAUUGUCGCAGAAAUCGUAAUAUUUUUCGGCUCGAUUUUAUACUUGCUAGCGGCGCUGCGUGAAGCGCGCUUUCUGGGCUACAAAAUGUUUAUUGAAAAUAUGAUGACCGCACCUUCGCGUGUCAUGUUUCUUUUCUCUUGUGCGCUCAUGAUGACCAUACCCUGGCUGAGGUUAUCCUGUUCAACCGAGAUCGAUGACCAUGUUGCAGUCUUUAUAAUGCUCACCACAGCGCCUUACUUUCUAUUCUUUUGUCGCGGCUUUAAAACCGUCGGCCCUUUCGUUGUGAUGAUCUAUCGCAUGGUCAUGGGCGAUCUCAUACGAUUCGUCUCCAUCUACCUUGUGUUCGUGAUGGGAUUUUCGCAAGCCUACUACAUUAUCUUCCUUACAUUUGAUAAUCCUGCCACUCCAGAGGAAAUCGACGAUUCUGAAUCGAAUCCAAUGCCCUCGCCAAUGGAAUCUAUUGUGGCUAUGUUUUUGAUGUCGCUCACCAAUUUCGGCGACUACUUUGGCGGUAUGGGCUCAACGCAGCAUGAGUAUGAAGCGAAAUCACUUUUCUUUCUCUUCAUGGUGAUCGUCAGCGUGUUGCUGGUGAAUAUGUUGAUUGCCAUGAUGGGCAACACUUAUCAGAAGAUCGCCGAGAUACGCAACGAAUGGCAGCGUCAGUGGGCGCGCAUUGUGCUGGUAGUGGAACGUAGUGUACCGCCAGCUGAGCGGCUGAAGAAUUUCAUGCACUAUAGUCAGCCUAUGUCGGAUGGUAGGCGCGCAUUGGUGUUGCGGUUAAAUAUGAGCGACGAAGACAAAGAAGAGAUGAAGGAAGUGCAGGAAAUGAAACGUAUACAUCAACGCUUCUCCAAGAAACGUCAGGUUGAGCGAGAGGCGCGUGCGCGUAAACGUCAGGAGGAGUAUGAAAAGUUCUUUGGCACGAAACCA
Messenger RNA from Rhagoletis zephyria (snowberry fruit fly), 2247 nucleotides. RefSeq names its product transient receptor potential cation channel subfamily V member 5-like. Gene Ontology annotation, cellular component: plasma membrane. NCBI's taxonomy places the organism in Eukaryota, Metazoa, Arthropoda, Insecta, Diptera, Tephritidae. The record is from RefSeq and is a predicted model, not a curated record. Gene Ontology annotation, biological process: calcium ion import across plasma membrane. Gene Ontology annotation, molecular function: calcium channel activity; protein binding.